Pangasianodon hypophthalmus (striped catfish) is the source of this 4054-nucleotide messenger RNA. It is a transcript of the gene scube2, whose product is annotated as signal peptide, CUB domain, EGF-like 2. Gene Ontology annotation, cellular component: cell surface. Lineage: Eukaryota; Metazoa; Chordata; Actinopteri; Siluriformes; Pangasiidae. Gene Ontology annotation, molecular function: calcium ion binding. The record is from RefSeq and is a predicted model, not a curated record. The transcript has 23 exons. Gene Ontology annotation, biological process: signal transduction. The coding region runs from base 166 to 3243 and encodes 1025 amino acids.
ACACACACACACACGCCUCUCGGUGCGAGCGCGAGCUCAUUUCCAGUGCGGUGUGAAGAUGAGGCGGACGCUCGCGCUCCUCUCCAGAGCAGGAUAAACGCAUGUGGUCUGUGAUUUUUAGCUGAUUUUUCAUUUUGAUCGCGUCUGAGACUGAAACUGAACACAAUGAGGUCCGUCUGUCUCGCGCUGCGCUUCUGCUGGCUGCUGCUGCUGCUGUGCAACUGCGAGAGGAAAAGCGCUGCGCUCCCCCGGGACACCGAUGUGGAUCAGUGCUCUGACGGAAGCGAUGCCUGUCACAUUGAUGCCAUUUGUCAAAACACUCCGACGUCCUACAAGUGCACGUGCAAAUCCGGCUUUAAAGGUGACGGGACGCAUUGUGAAGAUAUCGAUGAAUGUGAUUCUGAAUUCAACGGUGGCUGCGUGCACGAGUGUAACAACAUCCCGGGAAAUUACCGCUGCACGUGUUACGAUGGAUUUAAUUUGGCUCACGAUGGACACAACUGCCUCGACGUGGACGAGUGUCUUUUCAACAACGGCGGCUGUCAGCAUGUGUGUGUCAACACCAUGGGGAGUUACGAGUGCCGCUGCAAGCACGGAUUCUUCCUCAGUGACAAUCAGCACACAUGCAUCCAUCGCUCAGUGGAAGGUCUGAGCUGCAUGAACAAAGAGCACGGCUGCGCCCACAUCUGCAGAGAGACGCCCAAAGGCGGAGUUUCCUGCGAGUGCCGGCCGGGGUUCGAGCUCGCUAAGAACCAGCGCGGCUGCAUCCUGACCUGUAACCACGGCAACGGGGGGUGUCAACACGUCUGCGAGGACACGGAGCACGGGCCGGUGUGCAGGUGUCACGCCAGAUACACGCUUCAGACCGACGGGCGCUCAUGUGUAGAAAGAGAUGACGUGACCGCCAGCAGCUCUGACCACAACGCCACGUCUCUCGCCGAGGUGGACAAACGCGUCAAGCGGCGACUCCUGAUGGAGACCUGUGCUGUAAAUAAUGGCGGAUGUGACAGUAUGUGUAAGGACACAUCCACCGGCGUCCGCUGCAGCUGUCCUGUGGGUUUCACUCUCCAACCGGACGGCAAAAGCUGCAAAGACAUAGAUGAGUGUGAGUUCCACAACGGAGGCUGUGACCACUUCUGUAGGAACACCAUCGGCAGCUUCGAGUGUAGCUGUCGCAAAGGCUUCAAACUGCUGACGGAUGAGCGCUCCUGCCAGGAUAUUGACGAGUGCUUCUUUGAGAGGACGUGUGACCAGACUUGUGUGAACUCCCCGGGAAGCUUCGAGUGUGUGUGUAAUAAGGGAUACACACUCUACGGGCUUGCACACUGUGGAGACAUUAAUGAGUGCAGCGUGAAUAACGGCGGCUGUGGACACGUCUGUGAAAACACCAUGGGAGGAUUUCAGUGUCACUGCAGAGCGGGAUACAGACUGCACUGGAACAAGAAGGACUGCAUCGAAGCUGAUGGUUCUCCGGUUCUGAUGGUUCCUGUGAGGCCGACGCUGAACUGCAGUAAACACGGAGGAGCUGAACACUGCUUCCUCACCUGUCAGUCUCAGGUGAACAUCAGCAGCGGCGCUGAAGAUUCCUACACCGUGACCUGUGGCCUGCCGCUGCCGGGCUCGUCUGGAGGAGGACAGCGGGGCGACGGUGGGCCUCACUGCUCAGGUCUCGACUCUUUCUGCACUCACAGGAUCAAAACCACAGCCACGUUUAAAUGGGGUCAGGGGAAAUGCAGUCUGAAACGAAGUCCAGAAAAACUCACCGAGAGCUUCAGCAUGGCGCUGUCAGAUAAGAAGGCCUUGGCUACUGAGAACGUGCAGUUCAGCUUCGUGAGGCUUCACUGUAACUCCUCGAGCCCCCGGCAGCGAAGUCGUCACGGCCGUAAAGCGGUGGAGGACGAGAGCUCGUCCAUCACGGCCCUGUUUGAGCUCGAUGUCAACCCAGAGGAGGUAACAGCAGAGGGUUGUGAUCUGGCGUGUGUGAAGCGGCGCUCAGAGAAGCGCCUGAAGAAGACCAUCCGAACUCUCCGCAAGUCCAUAAACAGAGAGCAGUUCCACCUGCACUUCGGCAGCUCGGAGUAUGAACUCGCCAAGAAGGCGGCGCGGCCCGCAGACGGCCCUGAACCCUGCGGCCCCGGACAAGUGCUGCGGGACAGGAAGUGUGUGAACUGCGGCGUCGGGACGUACCACGACAGUGAGCAGGGGAGGUGUGUCCCCUGUCCUGCUGGAACAUACCAAGACGAGGAAGGACAGUUACUGUGUGAGAUGUGUCCAGGGCCGAAGGGCAGAGCGACCCCGAGAACCACCGGAGCCCGGAGCGUCGCUGAGUGUGGAGGUCAGUGUUCUCCCGGACACUUCUCUCACGACGGCUUCCUGCCGUGUCGUCCGUGUGCCAGAGGAUGGUACCAGCCGGAGCCAGGCCGCACUUCCUGCCUGCCGUGUGGAGGGAAUCUGGUAACGAGGCACGAGGGCGCUGUGUCCUUCCAGGCCUGUGAGACGAAAGUGCAGUGUUCUCCUGGACAUUACUAUAACACCAGCACUCACCGCUGCAUCCGCUGUCCACUCGGAACCUACCAGGUGGAAUUCGGACAGAACUUCUGUGUGUCCUGUCCGGGAAACACCACCACGGACUUCGACGGAUCCACCAGCGUCACUCAGUGCAAAAACAGGCGCUGUGGAGGAGAACUGGGUGAAUACACCGGAUUCAUCGAGUCGCCCAACUACCCUGGCGAUUAUCCGGCUAACGUGGAGUGCACGUGGAUCAUCAAUCCUCCACCCAAGCGCAGGAUCCUCAUCGUCGUCCCGGAGAUUUUCCUCCCCAUGGAGGACGAGUGCGGAGAUUACUUAGUCAUGCGCAAGAGCCCUCUACCAAACUCGGUGACGACGUACGAGACGUGUCAGACGUACGAGCGGCCGAUCGCCUUCACCUCGCGCUCGAAGAAGCUGUGGAUCCAGUUCAGGUCUAACGAGGGGAACAGCGGGAAAGGCUUCCAGGUUCCCUACGUGACGUACGACGAGGACUACCAGGAGCUAAUCGAGGACAUCGUCAGGGACGGGAGAUUAUACGCCUCGGAAAAUCACCAGGAAAUUUUAAAGGACAAGAAGCUCAUGAAGUGUCUGUUUGACGUUCUCGCUCAUCCGCAAAACUUCUUCAACUACACUGCUCAGGAGUCGAGAGAAAUGUUCCCCAAAUCCUUCAUCCGGUUUCUGCGCUCGAAAGUUCUGCGGUUUUUACGUCCUUAGAAACAAUCAGCAGAGAACUUUCUGUGGAUUUAAGGAACGUGGCACUCGAAUGGAAACAUUGAUCCUGGAUAAAUUUCCAAAAUGUCCAAAAUCUCGGCUGUUUGAGGACUUUGUGUGUGAACGAAGACGAGAACGCAGCUCCAUGAUGUCUGAAGAAGAGCGACUGGCCUCCAAAGAAAACUUUGCUUUGAAUGAAUAAAUAACUGCCUCUGCUUUCAUAAAUACAGGAGAUAAAACCCUCAGAGUGAUGAGGUCCAAACUCAAAAUCUGCUUCCUUACAUUCACAGCUCAUAAUUAAACCUUUUCGGAAAAUUCAAAUUCACACUCACACUGGUGUGGAGAAAUAAAUAAAUGACUGGUUGCUGUUGUAAUUAUGGUACAUAUCAUUUUAUUUUUGUUCUUUAAAGCACUCCUCGGGACGUAGUGGCAGGAAAAGCAGUUAAAUCUGUUGUAUAUUAUGUACAAAACUACUAGAUUCAGUUAAACUCUCAUGAUAUUUUUAUUUUUUUUGGUAUGCUUCCUUGAUAACUGCAUCAGUCAUGUACGCUUCGUUUGCUCGCUGUAAUAAACGUAUUAAAGUAUGCACAUUUUAUUUUAUCCUGAUUGUUCAGUGACGUGUUUCUAGGACAUUAAUACAGUGUGCACACUAACACUGAGCGCGAAAUUCUGGGAAUUCGUUUCAUAUUUCAUUUCAGUGCAGGGCUAAGAGAUAUGACUUACUCAUUAAAUGUUAUAGAGAGUAAAUUAAUGUUUAUAUUUUUAUGUUUGUACAUCUAACAUGUAAAUAAAAUGAAAGAAAGAAAGUAACUCA